This is a messenger RNA of Austrofundulus limnaeus, 1014 nucleotides long. It is a transcript of the gene rnf5, whose product is annotated as ring finger protein 5. Gene Ontology annotation, biological process: ubiquitin-dependent protein catabolic process. The record is from RefSeq and is a predicted model, not a curated record. The coding region runs from base 184 to 828 and encodes 214 amino acids. The transcript has 6 exons. Gene Ontology annotation, cellular component: endoplasmic reticulum. NCBI's taxonomy places the organism in Eukaryota, Metazoa, Chordata, Actinopteri, Cyprinodontiformes, Rivulidae. Gene Ontology annotation, molecular function: ubiquitin protein ligase activity; metal ion binding.
CCUCUUGUUGCUUACGGAAGCUGACAGACGGCUGUGUUUCAGAGGCGGAGAGUGGUCUCCGUACGUCCAAUGGUCCGUCAGAGCCGCGGUUACCUCUGACUCACGGUUAACGUUGACUCGGGUCGGGCCCGUGUGGGUUGGCUCGGCUCGGCGCGAUUCAUUCCCUACCAGUUUUUAGCAAACAUGGCCGCCACGGAUCCCCGCUUCUCGAGUGACGGCGGGCCGGCCAGCAGAGGAGGCUUCCCCGCCGGUGAGAGCAGCAACGACCGGGACGGCCCGGGCGGCGGCGGCGGCAGCAGCGGGAGCGGCGAGGGCGAACGGGACCGGGCCACGUUCGAGUGCAACAUUUGUUUGGACACUGCCAGGGACGCUGUCAUCAGCAUGUGCGGCCACCUGUUCUGCUGGCCCUGCCUUCAUCAAUGGUUGGAGACGCGGCCCAGCAGGCAGCAGUGCCCGGUGUGUAAGGCGGGCAUCAGCAGAGAGAAYGUCAUCCCGCUGUACGGCAGGGGCAGCUCCAGCCAAGAAGACCCCAGGUUGAAGACUCCGCCUCGACCUCAGGGACAGAGAACAGAGCCUGAGAGCAGAGGAGGGAUGUUCCCGGGUUUUGGAGAAACCGGAUUCCACAUGUCGUUUGGAAUCGGCGCAUUCCCCUUCGGCUUUUUCACCACAGUCUUCAACGCCAACGACCCGUUUCACAGACCAGAUCAGUAUGCAGCUGAUCAACAGGGCAACGGGAACCUCAACAACGGCAACAACAACAACAACUGGCAGGACUCCCUCUUCCUCUUCGUGGCCAUCAUCUUCUUCUUCUGGCUGCUGAGUGUGUGACGGCGUCUGGGAGGGAGGAGCCUGAGGAAAAAAACACAAAACAAACUCGACUCGAGCCACAGACACACAACACGAGCUGCAACCUGGGAGAGCGCAGAGUGUUUGGUUCCUUUUAAAAACAAGAAAAACAGGUUUUCUCCUCCUCCUCUUUGUGAAAAUAAACCACUGCCCCGACACACAAACACA